Olea europaea var. sylvestris is the source of this 875-nucleotide messenger RNA. Its product is annotated as LRR receptor kinase SERK2-like. Gene Ontology annotation, molecular function: ATP binding; protein kinase activity. The coding region runs from base 16 to 756 and encodes 246 amino acids. Gene Ontology annotation, biological process: protein phosphorylation. The transcript has 2 exons. The record is from RefSeq and is a predicted model, not a curated record. NCBI's taxonomy places the organism in Eukaryota, Viridiplantae, Streptophyta, Magnoliopsida, Lamiales, Oleaceae.
UGGUAGUCCUUUUACAUGUUUACAUUUAUUUUGGAUGCUAAUGCAGAGCUUAAACCUGGGGAGCCUGUUCUGGAUUGGCCUACUAGAAAACAUGUAGCACUUGGCACAGCACGUGGAUUAGAGUACCUACAUGAACACUGUAAUCCUAAAAUUAUUCACAGGGAUGUUAAGGCUGCUAAUGUCUUGUUGGAUGAAGAUUUUGAAGCUGUUGUUGGUGAUUUUGGCUUGGCAAAGUUAGUCGAUAUAAGAAAGACCAAUGUAACGACUCAAGUCCGUGGUACAAUGGGUCACAUAGCUCCUGAAUACUUGUCCACUGGAAAAUCUUCUGAAAAGACGGAUGUUUUUGGCUAUGGAAUUAUGCUGUUAGAGCUUGUAACUGGCCAACGGGCUAUAGACUUCUCACGCUUGGAAGAAGAAGAUGACGUCUUGCUGCUUGACCAUGUUAAAAAACUCCAGAGGGAGAAAAGACUGGACGCUAUUGUAGACUGCAACCUAAAGAAAAACUACAACAUCCAUGAAGUAGAGAUGGUGAUUCAGGUUGCAUUACUCUGUACUCAAUCAUCACCUGAAGAUCGUCCAGCAAUGUCAGAGGUUGUUAGAAUGCUGGAAGGAGAAGGGCUUGCUGAGAGGUGGGAAGAAUGGCAGCAUGUUGAAAUCACACGGAGGCAAGAGUAUGAGAGAUUACAGAGAAGAUUCGACUGGGGAGAAGAUUCAAUUUACAACCAAGAUGCUAUGGAGUUGUCUGGUGGAAGAUAAUGGUGGGCUGAUACUUCUAAACAAGUGUGUAUUUUCUUGUGAUUGGAUCUGUUUAAUGAAGUACAAUUUCAAACCAUAUUACAGAAAGCAAUACGUGUUCAUGGUUCUGCUUGCUGGUU